AUGGCGAGAGAAGGUGCCGGAAAUGAUUUUACGGAAGAUCAGUGGGAGCAGUCCGGAGAAGAUUUCAACAAAGCUCAGAUGCAAAUAACAGAAUGGUUGACAUCUUUAGAAGCGGCAGAAAGAAAAUCCGUAAUGGUCGAAAAAAUAAAAAUUCCAGAGUUUAGUGGACGUCGUGAAGAUUGGAACUCGUUUUAUGAAUUAUUUCGCACAUUAGUGCACGAAGAUAAAAAUGCCUCAGAUCAAGAGAAGCUGUUUCGUCUACGGUCAGCUUUUAAGGGGGAUGCACUGCAGAUUAUUCGAAACAUGCCGUUAACCAGUUCAGCAUAUGAAGGGGCUUUGGAAGCAUUACGUAAAAGGUACGACAAUAAAAGGAGUCUGUAUGCUCUGGCAGCCCAAAGCCAGAAUAUUCCCGGACAGUUCGUCAAACAUCUUGAGAGCGACAACAUACAAAUCGAGUGCCCCGUGAAUCGACAAGUGCCCGCGAAAAUCAUCAAAUCGAAUCGUGAAGCAAACUAG
Molecule: messenger RNA, 516 nt
Organism: Musca domestica (house fly)
Lineage: Eukaryota; Metazoa; Arthropoda; Insecta; Diptera; Muscidae
Exons: 2
Coding region: 1-516 (171 amino acids)
Source: RefSeq, a predicted model, not a curated record